GCGUGACGUCACUUAUGGACGGCCCCAUCCGCACAAAAACGAAGGAGACAAUCACAGCGAUGCACUCCGCCGGCUCGCUGCGACGAGACGUGAUCAUCACCACCCCUCGCCCGGAGCGCGCGAUCCGUAGCGGGCGCCUCCUCGCCCCCCUCCCCUCCCCCGCCAGUGUGAGCAGAGAGCGAGAGGCGUGAGGGCCUGGAAAUCCAACGAGAUCCUUCAACAGUUGCAAAGAGCAGUUGGCAUCUGAAGCAGAUUGCAAGAGCUGCAUGAACAGACUGCUUUUCGUCACCGCGUCGAGAGACAAUGGGUGCAUUUUAACAAAACUGUAAUCCAGCAAAAUAAGCAGCGUAUUAAGUGCACACAUCAGAGACUUCUACUAGACAAGCACAAGGCUGGGAGUUGACGCCGAGAAGAUUGAUUUGAAGUAAUUUACGAAAACGGGAAAAAAGCUUUUUUGGGAAGAUUGUACAUGUCCAUUCAUAAGAUUUUGACAUGUUCAAAAUCAUUUUUUAUUUGAGGAAAACCCAAUGUUUUACUCGUACAAGAACUUGUUAAUGUGCUAAGUUUUUUCAGAAAAGAAUUGGCUGGUGAAAAAGUUAUUACAAGUGCACAUACAUUCUACAAAAAGGAUCAAAGGCUGCGGAGACAGUUUUGCAGUUUCUAAUUUCAACAUUUAAUUUUGGAGCUGCAUAUAUUUUAAAUACACUAUAUUUACCAGAGUAUCUGCCAUUGAUUGGCAUAUAACAACGCAUAAUAUCGAUUUGUAUGCAGAAAUGCAUGCAAAAAUAUCGAAAAAGAGAGUUAAUAGCAAGAUUGAAGCAUCACCCCGUAGGAGGUGUACUCCAAGGUCUCCUGGAAAAACUAAUUUAAGGAGUUGUACUAAGAGUCCGAAACACAAACUGCAGACUGUGAAAAAUACAAUCGAUAGACUGUUUAGCUAUUCUCUGAGAAAGAAGAGAUGUUUGAAAAUUGUAGACCAGAUUGAGAAGUUUAGUUCAGAUGAAGAUUUUGAAUCUCCUAAAAAAAAGAUUAGAAUAUGGAAAACGGUGACAAAACAAGAACAUUUUAAAAAACAGCAUGGAUCCCCUUUGAAAACAUAUCAAGAUAAAAUUGCACCUCAUCCAAGCAGUGAUGGUUCAACAGCAAGCCGUUAUGAUCCCAGCGAUUUAUCUUGUGAUCAGUGGGUGUUGAUUAAACCCAAACUUCCUUAUUCUGGACAGAAAUAUUCUGGAAGAAGUGUGGAUGAGGUGUCAAAGAGACUGCGGGAUACAUGCAUGUCCAUCCAGCUGGAGGGAAGGCACAAAAACAUACACUUGAUUGGUCGUGCUGUCUUCCUGAAGAGAAAUCUGAAAUUGGGAGAAAAGACUGUGCAGAGGUUUUUGAAUGAGAAUUUCUCAAUCAAAAUCCACGGUCAACAGCAGCAUGAAGAUUCACCAAAACGGAGCACACUUGCCCAAGAAGUGUCACAAGAUGCAACAGAUGCAGAAAAAAAGUGCGCAGAAAAAUCCAAGCAGAACAUUUCUGUCAGUGGCAUUACAAUUGGUGUUGGAGAGUCAAUGGAAACUGCCAAUGCACCUUUGAAGGAAGAUUUUCUGUUAAACAACUCGGAUGAUGAUCCAUGUUCAGAUGAGAAUGACACAAAUAUACAGCCUGAGCACAGUUGUCAACAACAGCAUGUAUGCCAGUUGGAGGGGCAGCAGAUACUCAAAGUAGCCAUAGAUAUCAGGUCGUCAGCAUUGGAUCCUUCAAAAUGUAGCACACAUGCAGAGCAGUUGAACAAUAACAAUGCUGUCUUAUCGAGAAAAAAGUUGCUUUCUAGGAAAAUGAAAAAUGUCUCGCCUCCAAAUCUUGAUGUGUUGAAGACGUCAACAGGUACAACUUUGGAUUGUGAUGUAAAGCAAACACUUGAUGAGUUACCAAAAGGUUCUGAAAUAGCUGACACGGUAAUUAAAAAUGAAACUUCGAAUAACAUUUCUUCGCGACUAAGAAAAAGACCAAGUGACAGUGGGCUUAGUGGUGAUCAAAGUUUCCAAGGUAAACACCUAAAUGAAGAUAAUGCAAUCAGAGGAGCAAUUGAGUUCCAGACACCAGAUAACACACAGUCUGCAAAACGGUACAAGCUACGUUCCCACACAAAACUAGACGCACAGCUGCAGUCGAGCAGUAUUUCUAUACAGAGUAUCAAAAGCUUGUGUGGUUCACCAAAGAAAAGCUCACCCCUUAAGCAGAGUGUGCCUGUCGAUUAUAUUGAAGAUGACAGCCCUAUUGUACAAAACAAUGGGUCCAAAAUGGAUACCCAACAAAAUGGGAAUGAUGAAGCAGACACCAUCUCUGCGUCCAGGCCAGUGAAAGUUAACAGUACAUCUCAUGUCCAGGAUGAAGCGUUUUCCUUCUCCCAGCAACCAAUUGUUGCAGGACCAUUUCGUUCUUUAUUUUUUAGGGCCAUUGAUUCCAGAAGAAGUACAGUGUGGUCUUUUGUGAAUGAAAACUGAUACGUGUAUUCUUCAGUGUUGUACAAUUUAUUUGGAUAAUUUUAGUGGGAAUCUUUUUUUAAAUGUUCCUGACGUACUAAACAUUUGACUAAACUCCUGUCUCAUUCAAACAUUUCAUUCAGGAAGACUAGUUCUUAGAAAACAAUAUUUUAUGAUAAAUUUGACAUUGUAGAGAAAGUGACAAUAUCUGUUUACAUUGGCUUUGAUCAAUGUGUUGUUUGAAAUAGAUGUUGAUUAAAUAUGCUGUGAUGUAGUUGUAAUGCAUUUUGGCUUUAAACAAACAAACUUUUGAGACCUAAAUUAUAUUGAGAUUUUAUCAAAAGGACAGUGAUUAUUUGAUGUGCCCACGUGCAUUGCAUACGUUUUGUUUUGUAUGCAUGUUCAACUUUCGCACCGUAAGUGAAAACGCACUUCUUUAGAACAUUUUUUUAUGUUUAGUUGUCCUUCCCUGCACCCCCAAAUAGCACGGUUGGCUAUGCACGGUUUGAAAGAAGUCCAACGUAUGUAGCCAACUGUGCUAGGGGGAAGGACCACGAACUAAACACAAAAAGCAGUUGUUUUUUUAGAUGUGCUUGAAAUUUUGUUAACAUUAAUUAAACUAUUUUACAUGUUUUUUUAUGCCACCAUGUAUAUACUGACUUAAAAUAUAUAAAAUAAAGCUACUUUUGUUUUAAUAAUUAAAUGCAUGUAAUGCCAAUCAGUGUCGAUACCCCAUGACAGUUCAUUCAGAAACAUUGAGGCGUUUUAAUCUCUAAAACGUCCUUGAAAUUAAAUUCUAAUCAAUUCGGCAGCCCACCUCAAUUUGUGACUUGAACUCACCUCCACAGCUACAGAUGAACAUAUUUUAAGGUGGCAAGUGUUGUACAGUUAAUGUGUUCACUGCGGACGCUGAUUGUGUUUAGCGAAAGUGUAUUGCGAUUAGGCGUGGAGGCUGGGCUUUCUUUUCAUCACGGCGCCUUUGCUCAGUUGUGGGCACAUUAAUCCAGUCAAACAGGGAAAGCUCCAUCAAUGAGCGUUUGGUGACUCGCUCCACAACAGCUUCCUCUGGAUGUUCACGUGGAGAUCUGUUUAAAACAUUCAGUAAUUAACAUUUGCAUGGUGUUACGCAAUCGUGCAUUAACCAAAAAGCCAAGGAACGCUACUUACAUUGCUGGGUUGUGGAGGCCUUUAUCGAGCAGUAGAUAGAUAGAGGUAUUUGUGCCCCGUUGUCUGCAUUGCAGUGUCUGCAUCUUGGAGUGCUUAAAAAUAAAUCCCAUCGUGGAGUCUCGCAAAAUUAGGGGAAAUUAGUUGCUACAAUCCACACAUUUUUGGCAAACUCGGGUGUUUUAUUUUUCUAGCAGCCCUCCAACAAAAGCCAACAAUCUAAACUUGUGGAUUUUAGGAUUUCUGUACCCUGUUAUUAUGGGAAUUGCUGGAAAUUUGGGGCAUCGCACAUUUUUUUUAUUUUGAGGGAUUCGACUUCUGAUUUCGUUUUGAUCUACUGUACAGGGCCGAGGUAUGUGUUAAUGAAGGCACUACUCUUCAAUGAAUAACGUCCAGUAGUUGUUUUUUGUGCAGCAUUACUUUAAUGCUGUACAUAUAUACAGUACUCAGAGGUCAUGUCCUGCUUUUACAAUGCAACACCUGUUUGAUAAAACACAUCUACUUGCAGCAUACUUUGGGACAAGUUUACGACUGCAUUUAAUCACAGUAUCACUUGAAAAUAAGCAAAGCGAUUGACAAGUAGAACAUGGUAUAAAAAAAACAUCGAGGCUGAGUGCUUGAAAAAGUGAAAAUGUGCUAACCGUACAGCACUUGACAUUGUUUUACUUGCCUUUUGUAGUGGUUAGCAACCUCAUAACCUACAACAACAAAAAGUUGAAAUAGAAUCUUUUUAAGAUGUACACAAAUCUAGCAUAUAAUUUCAUAAUAACUUUCAUAACUCGCAAUACACUUCAUAUGGUCCUUAACUAAAGGAUAGAUGUAUUGGCUUUGCUUGUGCUUUUUAUUGCCAUGAUAUUGAGAUCCAUAUGUUCAUAGUUGUGCAGGUACAAUAAACAUUGAGUAAAUGACAA
Molecule: messenger RNA, 4546 nt
Organism: Petromyzon marinus (sea lamprey)
Lineage: Eukaryota; Metazoa; Chordata; Hyperoartia; Petromyzontiformes; Petromyzontidae
Source: RefSeq, a predicted model, not a curated record